Molecule: messenger RNA, 6044 nt
Organism: Larimichthys crocea (large yellow croaker)
Lineage: Eukaryota; Metazoa; Chordata; Actinopteri; Sciaenidae
Gene: map3k2
Product: mitogen-activated protein kinase kinase kinase 2
Exons: 17
Coding region: 415-2358 (647 amino acids)
Biological process (GO): protein phosphorylation
Molecular function (GO): protein kinase activity; protein binding; ATP binding
Source: RefSeq, a predicted model, not a curated record
GUUCGUCCGUGCUUUUAUUUUGUGGAGCGCGCCUCCGGCAGCCGUUGGUCCGCCGCCCGUUAACUUGACGCAGCCGGAGCGGAGCUAACCGUCAACCGGGCUGUGAAAGUGCAAACAAAAUGAGAGCCGCCGACUGAAACUUCGCCUUUUUAUCGCCUGCUCGGACACGGAGCCACUCUGUCGGACUGACGUUCAUCGUGUCCGGGGUCGAGCUAAACUUGCCCGGUCGUCGGGGCCUCGUCGUCGUCGUCGUCGUCGUGGCCCCAGCAGGACUCGAGUGAAGUUGGGAGCUCAAACUUCUGCUUCCUCCAAGCGGCGGCUCUCCGCGGGGCCGCGGGGCUCCUGUCACCGGCCCUGUGGAUGAGGCAGUGAAUACACACCCAAACCAACCACCAGGAGAAAGGAAUCCCUUUGAUGGGAGAAUCCUCUUUCCUGGCCUCCUGGGUCAAUCGCCGUGCCAUGAUGAUGGAUGAGCAGGAGGCGCUGAACUCGAUCAUGCAGGACCUGGCUGAACUGCACCGCUCCAGCCGUCCUGCCACGUUCCUGACGGACCUGGGCAAACCCAAAGCCUCGUCGCCCAAGAACCAGAACGAUGUCAGAGUGAAGUUCGAGUUCAAAGGGGAGAAGAGGAUCCUGCAGUUCCCUCGACCCGUCAAGCUGGACGACCUGAAGGCGAAAGCUAAGGUGGCUUUCGGUCAAACGAUGGACCUUCACUACACCAACAACGAGUUGGUGAUUCCGCUGACCACUCAGGACGACCUCGACAAGGCCGUGGAGCUGCUGGAUCGCAGCGUUCACAUGAAAAGCCUGAAGAUCCUCCUGGUGCUCCAGAUGUCCUCUCAGAACUCUUCCUCCAAUAUGGACCUAUUGCCGUCCCACGAGGAUCUGGACAACACAGAAUUCAGGCCUGACAAGAAGAGCAUGCUGGCUUUGAUAGGUGGCUCGCAUUCGACCGACCGCAGCUCGCCUCCUCCAGGAUACAUUCCCGACGCGCUCCAGCAGGUGGCGAGGAACGGCUCCUUCACCAGCAUCAACAGCGAGGGAGAGUUCAUCCCUGAGAGCAUGGACCAGAUGCUGGACCCGCUGUCCAUGAGCAGCCCAGAAAACUCGGCGUCUGGAAGUUGUCCCUCUUUAGACAGCCCGCUGGACAGUGACUACCCGAAGUCCAGGAUGCCUCGAGCACAGAGCUACCCAGACAACCAUCAGGACUUUCCAGAAUACGACAUCCCGGUUUUUGAGAAGUCGGGGAAAGGUGGGACGUACCCGCGACGAUACGGCAUUCCCUUCGGCCUUCAAGAUUACAGCGAUGGGAGGAAGACUUUCCCUCGAGCUCGCCGAACGCAGGUUCACGGUUUCCGCUCGCCAGUCAGCUUCAGCCCGACCGAGCAGUCGCCCAGCACCAGCAGUGGCAGCAGCGUCUUCACCCCUGACCUCGAGGAGGCCCCAGGGCCGGCCAGGAGGCCGCGGAGGGGCAGCGACAUCGAACCCAACCCCAACCCAACUGCUGCUCCAACCCUGUCUGUCAUGGACAUCAGCCCGCCCAGCCGCUCUCCACGUGCCCCAACCAACUGGCGGCUCGGAAAGCUCCUGGGCCAGGGUGCCUUCGGACGGGUUUUCCUCUGUUAUGAUGCGGAUACUGGACGGGAACUGGCGGUCAAACAGGUUCAGUUUGACCCAGAGAGUCCGGAGACGAGCAAGGAGGUGAACGCGUUGGAGUGUGAAAUCCAGCUCCUGAAGAACUUGUGCAACGAGCGGAUCGUCCAGUACUACGGCUGCCUGCGAGACACGAUGGAGCGAACGCUCUCCAUCUUCAUGGAGUACAUGCCUGGCGGCUCCAUCAAGGACCAGCUGAAGUCGUACGGAGCGCUGACGGAAAACGUGACGCGCCGCUACACCCGGCAGAUCCUGGAGGGGGUUUCCUACCUGCACAGCAACAUGAUUGUCCACAGAGACAUCAAAGGCGCCAACAUCCUCCGUGACUCGGUGGGCAACGUGAAGCUGGGAGACUUCGGCGCCAGCCGGCGGCUGCAGACGAUCUGUCUGUCGGGAACAGGCAUCAUGUCGGUGACCGGCACCCCCUACUGGAUGAGCCCAGAAGUGAUCAGUGGCGAGGGCUACGGACGGAAAGCCGACAUCUGGAGCGUCGGCUGCACCGUGGUGGAGAUGCUGACGCAGCGGCCCCCCUGGGCCGAGUUCGAGGCCAUGGCAGCCAUCUUCAAGAUUGCCACUCAGCCCACCAAUCCCGUGCUACCUGCCCACGUGUCGGACCACUGCCGAGAGUUCCUCAAACGGAUCUUCGUAGAGACCAAGCAGCGGCCGUCUGCUGAUGAGCUACUGAGGCACAUCUUUGUACAUUAACCCGACCCCUGGACCUUUAACCACCCCCUGCCCCGCCGCCCCCUUCCACUCCCUGCCUGCCUGCCGAACUGCCAGAUACGGCCUUACCUGAUAGGGCGUCCUUGCCUCUGACCCCGCCCUCUCCACCUCCAUGCUGAAACCACAUUGGACCAGAAGGAACUGGCUGGAAGAAGGUGAGGUGUGUUGGCAGGGGUGGGCGGGGGCUCGUACCUGCUCCUCCUGUCUCUGUUUGUAUGAGACUGCCAUAAAGGACAUGGAACUUUAUUUUUUCCCCGCAAGUUGCACCUUAAUUUCUCAAACGAGGAGUGGUCGAGCACUUCCUCUUGAAGCGAUGAUAAACAACUUUUUUUUUAUGUUUGUACGGUUCCUCUCUUCAAACGUUUUGGAGUUGGGAUAGUGUCGUCGUCGUCGUCGUGGACCUACAGGAGGUGAUGUCUGACUCUCGAGUGGCCCUGUCCUCCCACCCACCACCACCCCCUCUCAUCGCUGACCCGACCCCAGAAUGUAGUCUCCUUCCAAAACCCAGAGCGAUGGUGAAGACCUGGGCCCGCUGCUAUAGACGAAACUAAACCCCAGAUGCAGAGAACACUCCCCGAAAACGGUUUCCACUCGUCCUCCGUCUCUCUCGUCUCUCUGCUUUACUGUCUGUAAACUACCUUCCCUCCUCUUCCUCUACCAUCUUCGCCGUGUGCCUUUUCUGUUUUUUAAACGCAGUGUCAGAGUCUUGGGUUCAUGGAUAAUCUCCGUUGUUCUUCGCCGAAAAAGUCCCUCAGUGUCGUCUUCUGCCUCCCGGAUAAACUGCCUUCGCACCGUUAACCCAGAUCCAGCUGAUCUCAGUUCAGCCGCUCUGUCCGUUUCUGCCUUUUUUUUCCCGUAACGAGGACUCGGGGUGUUGAUCUCACCUCGGCUCGCUUGGUUUGCCAGCCUGCUCUACCUGCCCCCGCUCUGGGCUGGUAGUCAAACAUCCUUCAGACUUCUUUCCUUUGUGAAAACCUCGCCGUGCUUGUUCUCUCGCUUCAGAGACGGCAAGAUGGUUUUCCUCCUCAGAUGCACCCUCUCUGCCUCUUGCUUCUCGGAGUAUUCACCUGGCAGACUGGUCGAACUCUUGUCAUGGCAGGGCACGUGGAUUAUCUGCCACCAGAAACUCAGUUUACCGGUACGUCACUGGUACUGCAGCUCACGUUCUGGAAGUCUUUUACAAGUGGACGGCCGAGUGGUGAGCAGAAUGUUUAAUUUCAGCCGCUGCAGUCACGACAUUGACUUUUGUAGUUCUUCAAAUACGACAACAUGCACACGUCUUUCUGCAGAAGUCAUGCAGAAGUCAUGCGAGAACUUCCCCUGAAUUAAAAAUACAGAACUAAAUCCACCAAAGCAGAAAUAAUUAGAAGAUGAAUCCGGUUAUUUUUAAAGCAAAAUUAAAAAACACAUCUAUGCAGGUACACGAAGCAUCGUCACCAAACAUACACGUAUAUUAAUGAGAGUAGAAGCGUUGCUCUCAUUUGGUACCUUUUUAAAGUAUCGACGCUGCAAAGAGCCGUCACGUGGACGGUGUUGAAAAAAACGUUCUGCCAUGACACGCCAAGUGAUUUUACUUGAAGCGGUGAAGCAGGAGAGGCCACAAGCUCACAGCUGAUUGGCCAGACGUCUGGCUGUAUGACGCUGGUGUCGGUUUUAUUUCAAACUAAAGCGUACGACAAGAAGCCCCGGGUAUUUUCAGCUGUCUCACGAGCUGCUCACCAUCAUCGAACCGGUACAAUUUACAGACGGCGACGCGUCUCAUUUGCUCUGCUGCUGCAAUCGGUACCUUCUUUCUUUUUGUUUUCCCGCCGAGGCAUCGCCGUGCCAUAUCAGAGCGCUCUUGUUGUGCUUUCAUGGGUCUUCGGCCUCACGUGCACUCCUCCAGUUCAGACACACACUUGAAGACGUUUACAGUAUCUCACAGCUUCGUUUCCUCGCACAACAACCGGCGCCACGGACGCCCGCUGUUGCCAAAUCCAAUGCAUCGAAGUCAACUCGUCACUUUAGCCAAACCACAAACGCUCCUUUGCGACAUGUGUCGUGUUCCCGCUUGGCUCCCGUCACGGUCUCCUCCCGGGCUGAGCUCCUCAUAACAUCCGUGUAUUGAACAAUGACUGAUGCGUAGCACCGGCUCCAUAACUAUGCACCAGUAAGCUGUAAACUCACCGCGUACGUUUUCUACAACCAGCAACACCUCGGCUGAUGACCAGCGGUGAUCUUAUUGGGCAGCUCUGUCAGCAACCAAUCAUACGCGACUUUGACUCCGUGUGCCACCAUAGCAGAACUCGUACAUGCGCACCAAAGACCGGAUUAAUGAAGUACUCGAUAACAAUCAAUGACGCGCCUAGUUCUGCUCAUUUUAUCAUUUUGAGGUUGUAAAAUACAUUUUUAAUAUGAUUUCACCAGCUACAGAAAUGAUUCUGAUACCCGGCUAACGGUACACUUACCUUAAGCAGAGGUUGACCCGUAACCUACGACGACUCUGAUUGGCUAGUACUUGUUGCUUUUGUUGGGUUGAGUGAGAUUGGUUUGGGUUAGGGUAAGCCAAUCAGAAUCAGAGUAGAGGGUAUUGAUGAUAUUGAAUGACGCUGUCGAACGUGCAUUUCUGAAAUUCCUAUCGAAACACCCAAACAGACGUAAUGAGAUGUCUUUAUCACGUAUACGUUACGACGUUAACGUAACCGAAUAAUCCGACUCUUGGUGUGCGUGUACGAGUCUGCUGGACGUUACCUAACGCAGCAGAGACGUUUGCUCGUUGGCGGAGCUGCAGCUGCAUAUUUAACGAGAUUUUAAAAAGUAUCUGUAAGCUCGUAUUGAAAUCAGACGGGAAGCAGGUCACUUCGUUAAAGGUGCAAUCAGUAAUAUUUCACCAGACCCAACUUUACUCCGUCGUGGUUUAGAUUCUUCAAAACGUGUCGAGCGGUACGAACACGCAUGCAGACGAGCAAUAAUCAGAACGUGCGUCCACUGUCCUCGUUUGUUCACCCGAACCCAUUGAACUGCAAGCUCGUUAACCAGUGCUGGAAAAGGGUUCGAUAUGUUUUUGGUACUUGGUGCAAAUUGGUGCAACUUGUCUAAAAUAAUAAUUAUACACUGCUGAGCUCUGCAGAAUGUACAUUUAAAAAUAAUAGAGCACUUCUUUCAAACCAAAUCGAGUCGUUCUGUUUGCUGCUGUCGUCGUUCCCUGCAGAGGCCUCGUGUUUUACUGAUUGCACCUUUUUUUUUAUUUUUAAAGCAGGAGUAAAAAUUGUGUCUUCGCCUCAUUAAUCAACUUUACUGAUGAUUUUCUCUGUUAGCACUUAUUAGACUGAAAGAUUCAGGCUUCGGCUGCUCCGUGCUAAAUUUUCAGCCGCAGUCUUGAGUCCGCCGAUCAGUUGAUGGAUCCACGCGGGUUGUGGAAGCUUCUCAUCUUUGUCCCUUCGCGCGAUUUAAAGAAAAAAUUAAAUAGAAUAAAAAAAGGUACGUGUCCAGACGAAGCUGCAGAAAAGAAAUCUGCCUCGUGUCGAGAGAAACAUUAGUGGUUGUGUCGAGUCUGAGGCGGCUCGCGGUUAAACUGUGUGGAAACGCCGCCCUCACUGGUGAACCUUGACCCGUACGACCAUUAUGCACUAUCUACCAUUCACUGACGCUUCUUCACGACCCCCUCGCCAGCCUUCAGCUCGGCUCAG